UCACUUUGUACACCCAAAUGAAAAGGUAACGAGUAAGAAAACUCACGGUUUUAUUAAAAACAAAUUAAAGUCGUUGAGAAACAAAGUCAAAAGAAGGUGAAAGGACGGAGGCUCUGCAUCUGAAGCGAAGGAUUUUAUCCACAGUCAGAGAAAGACCUGCUGGAAAGGGCACAGUAUCGAUUGCAACGUCGCAGCGUCCUCAUCUAUUGGGAUAUAUCAACUGAUCGAAUUUAAGCUCAAACACAACAUGAAGUUCUUGGUGAUCCUUUUCGUGGCCCUGGUUGCCUUCGCCUCUGCUGCUCCUCAAUUUGGAUUCGGAGGAUUCGGAGGCGGAUUUGGUGGUCAGCAGCAACAGCAGCAGGAAGGAUUUGGAGGAGGAUUCGGAGGUUUCGGCCAGCAACAGCAGCAGCAGGAAAGCUUCGGUGGCGGAUUCGGAGGAUUCGGAGGAGGAUUCGAGCAACAACAGCAGCAGCAGCAGGGAGGCUUCUUCUAAGGCUAUUAAGCUAAGAAAUAGCAUAUUAUAAAAAGCAAAAAAUAGUUUAAAUUAAUUAAAUAAUAUUACAAAAAACAAA
Messenger RNA from Drosophila biarmipes, 572 nucleotides. Its product is annotated as neuropeptide-like protein 31. Lineage: Eukaryota; Metazoa; Arthropoda; Insecta; Diptera; Drosophilidae. The record is from RefSeq and is a predicted model, not a curated record. The coding region runs from base 248 to 493 and encodes 81 amino acids. The transcript is spliced from 3 exons.